Messenger RNA from Linum tenue, 708 nucleotides. The record is from the annotation of a GenBank genome assembly. NCBI's taxonomy places the organism in Eukaryota, Viridiplantae, Streptophyta, Magnoliopsida, Malpighiales, Linaceae.
AUGUCGGCCGAAAAGGACGAGCGGCGGAAGGCGGCGGCAUUCAUCAAGCUGGUCCACCCCAAGGGCAUCGUGGAGCGGCUCACCCGCCCGACCCGGGCCUCCGAGGUCAUGAAGCGGUACCCGCGCCACUGCGUGACCCGACCCGACGUUUUCAAGAACCCCUGGAUCGCGGUCCACCCGGACUCCCUCCUCAAGCUCGGCUGCGUCUUCUACGUCGUCCCUUACCACACCAUCGACCGCUUACUCAAGCAGCACUCGACGAAUCUCGCGGCGAAGGGGAUCUACGGAUUGUUCCACGGAGAUGAUCGGUUUCGAUCGGCUCGUCAAGCACAGAUCCGAGAGAUUGAAGGUCGAUUGCCGAUCAUCGGCGCCGAUUCGCCUCAGAUCUGGCGGCCGGCAACGGCGUUGAGCUACUACAAGAAGGAUGACGAGUCGAGCGAGCCGGUGGAGAGCCGUGGAGAUUCGUCGUUCUCGAUCGACAUCGAUUCGUUCCGACGAGUCUGCGGCGGAGGCGGGUGUGGUGCUGAGCUGGAUUGUUCUUCUUUUUCUUCUUCUUCAGGAUCGAAAAUGCUGAAGCCGUGUCUGCGGAAGAGCAGUAGUCGCAGCGGGUCGAGAGGGCCGGAUAGUAGCAGGGUGAAAUUCACGCUUCCCGGAGAGGAUGACGGCAACUUGAGAGUUGAAAUCUUUGAGUUUCAACGAGCCGUUUGA